Molecule: messenger RNA, 315 nt
Organism: Saccoglossus kowalevskii
Lineage: Eukaryota; Metazoa; Hemichordata; Enteropneusta; Harrimaniidae
Product: sperm-specific protein PHI-2B-like
Source: RefSeq, a predicted model, not a curated record
AUGGUUGAAUCGACCUCAAACAAGUCUGUGAAGAAGACGAAAGUUGUAGCUAGUCAUCCUAAGACAAUGGAUAUGAUAGUUGAAGCUAUUCAGGCACUGAAAGACCGGAAAGGGACAUCAGUACAAGCAAUCAAGUCAUACAUUUUGACUCACCAUUCUACUGUCAGCCCGGCUCAUAUCACAUCCAGUCUACGCCGUGCAAUUAAAUCCGGCAUCGAGUCUGGGUUGUUAGUUCGUCCCAAAGAUUCUAAUGCUAAUGGCGUAAAUGGUCGUCUCAGAAUCGGCAAGCUCCCAGAGAAGCCAAAAAAGAAGGCA